AUGGGGCUCUCCAACGAUGAACGAGGCUGGGUUAUGACCUGCUUGAGCGGGAUAGCAUGCGUUGUAGGAGCCUCGAUGAUCUGCAUCGACAUUCUCAUACGGCAAUUUCCCGGCAAGAAGGACUUCAGAAUACAGGACAGCGACACCUUCCUGUCGGCAUCGCUGAGCUUGAGCUUUGGCGUUAUGCUUUUCUCUGCGUUGUACAGCAUGCUGCCAUCUUCGAAGAAGUCCUUGAUCGAUGGCGGAUACUCGCCGAGGGCGGCCUCCUGGAUCUUGAUAGCCUGCUUCAUCGGCGGCGUACUGGGCAUUCAGGUCAUAUCUCGGAUCAUGCACCACUUCAUUCCUUCUCAUGUCGUCGACUGUGAGCAUUCCCACGAUGAUGAGCAGCCCGCGAAGGAGGAUGGUCACUCGCAUGAUCACGACGAUGGAGCGGAUGUAGAGCGCCGUCAGCCACCACCACAACUUCGAUCGCGGCCGCAGACACCAAGAAGCUCGCUACCUGGCCACAUGGUGACACCUGGAGGUGGCCGAAAGCGACAGACGUCGUACUUCAGUGCUACUUCCAAUGCCACCUUUGCGCCCACCGCGGAGUCAGAGGUAGCCAACAACCAGCUGGCAGCCACGCAGAGCCAGCCCGCCAUACCCAGGAGACCGUCCUUACAGGCCCGAGUCACGUCGACCAUCAACCAGUUCACCACCGGCGUCAAAUCUUCAUGCGACUGCAACGGCCCCUGCUACGGCUACACCGACCCAUGCGGUCAAGACUGCUUCAAGAAGAUCAACACCCGAGGCGGCCGUCGCGCACCCCUAACCCCUCGCAUGUCAAGCAGCAGCCUCAAAGCCCCACCCCUAACCAAAAGCCCAACGGUCACCGGCAACGCCCCUCUAACAGAAACCACACCCCUCCUCGAAGGCAUCGCCGAAGAAGGGACCCGCCCGCAACUCGAACACAUCAACCAAGCACCCACCCGCUACUUCACCUCCCGCGAGUCGCCCGAUGACGAAGCCUCAGAAUCCGACGGCACCAUCCCCGGCACCCACGAUCUCGACCUGCACAAAACUCACUCCAACGAAACCACCUCCUCCCACAACCCGGACCACCACCACCACCACGUCCCCACCAACGCCUUCCUCUCCAUCGGCCUCCAAACCAGCAUCGCCAUCGCCCUGCACAAGCUACCAGAAGGCUUCAUCACGUACGCCACGAACCACGCCAACCCGAGCCUAGGCGUCUCCGUCUUUUUGGCCCUAUUCAUCCACAACAUCACCGAAGGCUUCGCCAUGGCGCUCCCGCUCUACCUCGCCAUCAACUCCCGUCCCAAAGCCAUGGCCAUCUCCUUCGUGCUCGGGGGCCUCUCCCAGCCCAUCGGCGCCGGCGUAGCGGCUGUAUGGUUCAAGUUAGCGGGUCAGGGGGACUGGGCGCCGAGUGAAGGCGUGUAUGGCGGCAUGUUCGCGGUAACGGCUGGGAUCAUGGCGAGCGUGGCGUUGCAGCUGUUCAGCGAGAGUUUGGACCUGACGCACUCGCGGACGCUGUGUAUGAUGGGGGCGUUUGUGGGGAUGGGGGUUUUGGGGGUUAGUAGUGCGUUGACCGCCUAA
Saxophila tyrrhenica is the source of this 1596-nucleotide messenger RNA. RefSeq names its product Zinc transporter (gene ZRT3). Gene Ontology annotation, cellular component: fungal-type vacuole membrane. The record is from RefSeq and is a predicted model, not a curated record. NCBI's taxonomy places the organism in Eukaryota, Fungi, Ascomycota, Dothideomycetes, Mycosphaerellales, Extremaceae. Gene Ontology annotation, biological process: zinc ion transmembrane transport. The coding region runs from base 1 to 1596 and encodes 531 amino acids. Gene Ontology annotation, molecular function: zinc ion transmembrane transporter activity. The transcript is spliced from 3 exons.